Molecule: messenger RNA, 981 nt
Organism: Notolabrus celidotus (New Zealand spotty)
Lineage: Eukaryota; Metazoa; Chordata; Actinopteri; Labriformes; Labridae
Product: mucin-13-like
Exons: 2
Coding region: 103-567 (154 amino acids)
Source: RefSeq, a predicted model, not a curated record
CAGCAUCACUGUUAUGGAGAGCUGGCAGGUAUAAAAGGACCCACUCAUGGGUGGGAUCGCCAUAAAGAAGCAAACACCUUUCAGAAACAUCUACACACCAUAAUGGAGAAGACAGGGACGCUGGUUCUGUGUGUGUGUUUGAGCUUCAUGUCUCUGGGCUGCACUGAGGCUCAAAAUAGUACAAAUGCAGCAGUGACCAGCAACAACACCAAUUCAGCAGGUACCACCCAAGCCACACCAAUGACAACACAACUGCCCAACCACAGCUCAACUCCUGUAACCUCCAACAGCAACAAUACUGCCACCACCAGAGCCCCUCACACCUCCUCCACCUCUGCUACAUCCUCCACCUCUGCUACAUCCUCCACAUCCCCCAUCACUUCAUCACAGCGUCCAACAAUGUCAUCCAAGACUGCAUCAGCCACCUCUCAGCAUCCUCCAACUGGGGCUAAAACUCCAUCAACUUCAACUUUGACGACAAAAGGAGGGUCUGCCUCUUUGGUUGCGUCCUGUAGUCACAUAUUGGUGACUGUGAUUUCUGUGCUGAUUUACUGCAGAGAAGGCUGAGAGGGAAGAAUCUGAAAUUCACAGUAUCAAGAGAAAGGCAUUUAUUAAUCUGCUCUUACUUUGACCCUCACACUGGGUUAUAUGCACGCACAGAGCUCUUUUAAACUUCUAAUGAAAAAUGAAACAGCGUUAAUAAACGAUGCUCUAUCACAUGCUUCACAUGUAAAAACAAAAAGCGAAAAAUGAGAACAUGAUAGAGUGUUUCUGUGUGUAUUAAUUAUGGCUAGCUUCUUAUUUUGACUGUAAAUAGAUUUUUUAAAACAACAUUUGACGUCUGGAAGCUGGGAGAGAAGUGACGAUCUAAUGAAUACUGUGAUUGUGCAAGAAAUGGAGUUAAAGCUGCCACCACAUUUGCAUUUUGGUUUUGAUAUUAAAAGAGGCGUCAUUCAAAUUCAGGCUAAUGUGAGCCACACA